Messenger RNA from Oncorhynchus gorbuscha (pink salmon), 2302 nucleotides. Its product is annotated as presenilin-2-like. Gene Ontology annotation, molecular function: aspartic endopeptidase activity, intramembrane cleaving. Gene Ontology annotation, biological process: amyloid-beta metabolic process; calcium ion transport; membrane protein ectodomain proteolysis. The coding region runs from base 370 to 705 and encodes 111 amino acids. The record is from RefSeq and is a predicted model, not a curated record. The transcript has 6 exons. Lineage: Eukaryota; Metazoa; Chordata; Actinopteri; Salmoniformes; Salmonidae. Gene Ontology annotation, cellular component: cell cortex; mitochondrial inner membrane; nucleus.
GCUUUUUUUUAGUGUGGUGUCAAAGAAAGCAGAGCAUUUCUUUACUAUGGACAGACCUCUCCCCAUCUUUACAACCAUUGAAUCUAUCCGUUUUGACCAUGACAGUUUUCAAUCGAAGCGGCGCCUGGUGGCCCCUGAGCCUGCAGCUGAACCCCCCAGCCUGAACAGGAGUGCCAAGGAGCAGGAGCACAUAGACCUGGAAGAAGACGAGGAGCUCACACUCAAUUCAUUCACGGAUGGCUCAUCCUGUCCAAGCUGAUGCUGCUCUUCUGGUUCAGCUUCGUGUACCUGGGGGAGGUAUUGAAAACCUGCAACAUGGCCAUGGAUUACUCCACAGUAGCCAUCAUCUAGAACUUUGGGGCGGUGGGAAUGAUCUGCAUACAUUGGAAGGGGCCCCUGCAGCUGCAGCAGGCGUACCUCAUCGCCAUCUCAGCCCUCUUGGCCCUGGUGUUCAUCAAGUACCUGCCCGAGUGGUCCGCCUGGGUCAUCCUGGGAGCCAUCUCUGUCUACGAUUUGGUUGCAGAUUUGUGCCCCAAAGGUCCUCUAAGGAUGCUUGUGGAGACAACACAGGAGUGUAACGAGCCCACCUUCCCUGCACUCAUAUAUUCAUGGACUCUGCCUCACUCUUCUGCUGCUGGCCAUAUACAAGAAGGAGAUUGGGGGGGCCAUCACCUUCGGCCUGGUCUUCUACUUCUCUACAGAUAACCUGGUCCGCCCCUUUAUGGACAACCUCGCUGCCCAUCAGUUCUACAUCUGACUUCCCCUCUGGGGGUCAAUAGAAUGCACAAAACCCCCCCCUCCACGCCUGUAAUGUUUUACACCAAUGGUAGUAUAAGCAAGGAUUUGAUUGGGGGGGCUAUAAUGCCUUUUAAUCAAAUUUUGUAUAUUUUGCUAACAGGUCACCACAAAUGAGGGUCAAAUGCAUCAAGGAUUGUUUCAUGGGGUCUUCAAGGUGGCAGGUGUAUCUGGCUGUUAUUUUCCAGAUAUAGGAUGGCGUCAAUUUGUUUCUUCUCAUUAGAUAGGUCAAUUUUGAUAAGAUGCAGGUCAGAAAAACAGGAUAUUGUGAAUGAUCAGGAGAAAUCACAUUUGUAUUACGCACUAUAGAUCAUUUUGAAUUAGGCAUUUAUGUCCCACUCAACCAACUUUGGGUUCUUUUGAGGAUAACUUGGCACUUCAAUAGUUCAAGUGAAGUGGUAACUUGAACAGUCAAGACAUGCUGCAGUGAUCCAUUCAAGUCAAAUCUCUGCUCAAGGCUACUGGUUUUUAAAGGGGCAGUGCAGUCCAAAACUUGAUUUAAUUAUAUUUGCCCACCAAGGUCAAAAAUAACUCUGAAAUUGGGAAAAUUAUAAUUCCCUUUUAGUGUGAGGUUAAUCUUUUUACUCCUGGAAUUUGCCUGUUCAGGUGGGAUGUAGUUUUUGGCCCCCACAGCAUGACAUCACAAUCCGAUCGGAUUAUUCUGACCAAUAACCUGUUCACAAAAAUGGUUAGCUCCUACAGACAGUGACUCUGUCUGUCUGGGGCUUGCUAUAUAAAGCAGGCAUCGAGGUCAGUGUAUUUGGUGUUAUUUUCAUGAAAUAAAGUUGUUGUUUUUUUACACUGAUUUUAAUGUCUUGAAAGCAGAAAGUCUGUCUUCACUUCUAACCCCCAUUCCCUUUAUGUAAAUAAGCAAGACAAUCAAGCAGAUUCAAAUGAAAGUUCUGUUUGAGGCACUAUUCGUCAACAAUUGAUUUAAUCUUGUAUGACUUGUAGAAAAUUAUUAAACUUUACAUUUUCUAAUAGUUGGUUUGAAACCAAAUGGAAGUCAAAUCAUGCACUCUCUAUUUCGAUAAUUGCUGCUAUGUAUGGUGAAGGUGUAGGAUUGGGGGAGAGGCUGAUGCUAGAUCUGUACCUAGGGGAAACAUCCCGGAGAGCCCGAAAACAGAAACUAAACAUGAAGCAUGAUGGUCCAAACUAGCCUGAAAUCCAAACGGAUAUUCUCUGUUCAUCAGUUUGUAUUGCAGUCUAGGUUCUAAAUGCUCACUGAAGACCAAAACUUGCCGGUAGCUUAAAGCUAAAAUACUGGCAUGCUGUUUGAACGCAACGAGAGUGUGUAGUCUUUAUAUUGAAGAUAUAUUUUAUAGAAUGUAAUGCUGUAACAUUUUAUAUUAAUACACUUAAAUGAAGUUUGAUGGAUUUUCUGUUGUGCAAUAAAGUGGUACUUCUGCUAAAUGAAUUCCAAGAGCACAAAUCUAACAAUGGAUGAAAGGGUGCUUCUGACGAUUAAUCUUAAUGGUUGUACAGUCGUCUCAAAUAAAACUGUGAA